This is a messenger RNA of Pelecanus crispus (Dalmatian pelican), 619 nucleotides long. The record is from RefSeq and is a predicted model, not a curated record. Lineage: Eukaryota; Metazoa; Chordata; Aves; Pelecaniformes; Pelecanidae.
AUGGCUAACACCCCCACCCCGCCCCAGACGUGGUUGUUCGGCUACGAGCUGACCGACACCAUCAUGGUGUUCUGCGAGGAGAAGAUCCUCUUCAUGGCCAGCAAGAAGAAGGUGGAGUUCCUCAAGCAGGUGGCCCACAGCAAGGGCGGGGAGAGCGCCAACGGCGUCCCCGCCAUCACCCUCCUCGUCCGGGAGAAGAACGAGAGCAACAAAGCCAACUUCGAGAAGAUGAUCGAGGCCUUGAAGGCCAGCAAAGGUGGCAAACGCAUCGGCGUCUUCAGCAAGGACAAGUUCCCCGGUGACUUCAUGAAGAGUUGGAACGACUGCCUCAGCAAGGAGGGCUUCGAGAAGGUGGACAUCAGCGCCGUGGUGGCCUACACCAUGGCGGCCAAAGAAGAUGGAGAGCUCAACUUGAUGCGCAAAGCGGCAAAAAACACCUCCGAGGUCUUCACCAAGUUCUUCAAAGAGCGGGUGAUGGAGAUCGUCGACGCCGACGAGAAAGUCCGGCACAGCAAAUUGGCCGAAUCGGUGGAGAAGGCCAUCGAGGAGAAGAAGUAUUUGGCGGGGGCCGACCCUUCGGCGGUGGAGAUGUGUUACCCCCCCAUCAUCCAGAGCGGGG